CUUUGUGUGGUGAAUGAUGGGACAAUAGCCGCUCAUAUGACGAUGAGCUCCUCUGGCUAUUCAUAGCUAUUUCGUCCACAGCUACGUCUAGCUGUUGUCGGCUGGAGUGGGUCUGUGUCCGUGUGUGCAAGCGUUUUCAGGAAAAAAACAAACAAAAGAAAGCUCAAGAUGUGGAAACGAGAAAAAAUGUGGAUGAUUAAGCCACCUACUGAGCACCCAAAGGAGUCAAAAUACAGGCCUGUGCUGGAGAGUUUACUCCCCCGUGACCCAAUGAGCAGGUUUAAUCUGAAGAGAGGCUCCCCUAAAGACGAGUUCCCAAACCUGGACAGAAACUACACCCUGAUGGGCCGGAUCCUCAGCCUGCACAUGUACACGCGACAGUUCAACCGGGCAACUGAAAGCGGGGUCAUUUUUGAUGAUAUCAUACGCCCCGGACUUGAGGAUCCGGGUCAGCCCACAGGAGCGAGAGCAGUGGGCUGUUUAGCAGGGGAUGCUCAGUCAUAUAUCCUGUUCUGUGACUUCUUUGACCGUAUUAUCGAGUCUUACCAUGGCUACAAGGUCACCACUGACAUUGUUCAAGAGAGCGACUUCAAUUAUGACAACCUGAAGGGUGGUGAUGACUUUGAUCAAGCAUAUGCUAUGAGUUGUGAGGUGACUGCAGGCCGCAGCAUUGAGGACUACUGCUUCCCUACACACUGCAGCAGAGGAGAGCGCAGACAGCUCUUCACACUGGCCAAAACAGUUUUAGAGCAGCUGGGCGAGGAUCUGCCUGGAAAGCUUUACUCCAUAGAUGAACUCAGCCAUGAGAGUGAAGGUCGCAGGGUUGUGAUGGACUCUCCACCAUUGUCUUUGAUAAAGAUCGGUGUGGCUCGUGACUGGCCCGAUGCAAGGGCCCUGUGGUUAAGUGAGGACGGGACCCUGGCUAUUUGGGUGAACAUGGAAGACCAUGUGAAACUGGUUUCUUACAGAAGUGAUGCCUGUUUACAAGAGGCAUUUAAAACGAUCUGCAUCAAUGUGCUGAAGCUGGAGACACUAUAUAAGAAACUGAGACAUCCAUUUAUCUGGAAGCCUCACUUGGGCUGGGUGGUCAGCUCACCUGCAGAGGUCGGCACAGGCCUGAAGGCAAGCGUCACAGUGAAUCUGCUGCAUCUCGCCGAGAACAAACGCCUGGACGACAUCCUGGACAGACUACGACUUCAGAUGGAAGCAACUGGCUGUCCUGGCAUCUACAAAAUCAGCAACCUGCAGACCAUUGGUUUUAAUGAAGUGGAGCUGACCCAGCUAGUAGUGGAUGGGGUCAAACUUCUCAUCCGAAUGGAGAAAAGACUGGAAAACAAUGGUGGCAUAGAUGAUCUGGUACCUGCUCAGAAGUGAAGCUUUUUGUUUUAGAAAGAACCAAAAUACCAUUGCUCUAGAGAAAAGUCUUCCGUUCUGAUCAACACUUUGAUGAAAAAGGGACUUUGCAACAAGCUUUUCUUGAUGUUUGUAAAAUGUUGUUGAUGCUAGUUGUUUGGUGAAUCUCAUGAAGAAACGUCUAGAUAAUAUUUAACCCUAUAUGACCUAGACAAUUCAUCGAACUGAAAAUUACAUUUUGGAUUUUCACUGCAUUUGAGUUAGACUCAUUUCACUGUCAGCAGUAUUUACUAUAUCCUAAGCUUAUAUGAUCAUCUGCAAAACAGAAGACCACAAUGUUUAUUUCAGUUGGUUAUCAAAACAACCCAUUUGUAUGCGAUAUAUUUCAAAAAAGGACACAAGACAUUUUAGUUCAAAGACUCAUUUCAAGUAAGCUUUAAUGUGCUCCAGUGGGACUGAACCACGGUGGCCCAAGGGAUUUUUCCACAAAAAAUGUACAGUAUUAUGUCCAGAGAAUAAAUGGGAAGAGUGUGUGGAAGGAUGAAAUGUGUUGAAGAGUUUAAUUGCAUUUUUUUGGAGGUCCUCAGCCUUCAGCUUGCUUCCCAUCCAAACUGUUUCAUCCAUACAGCCUUUAAAAAAACAAAAAAUU
This is a messenger RNA of Cyprinus carpio (common carp), 2002 nucleotides long. Its product is annotated as zgc:172076. The record is from RefSeq and is a predicted model, not a curated record. Gene Ontology annotation, molecular function: creatine kinase activity. Gene Ontology annotation, biological process: phosphocreatine biosynthetic process. NCBI's taxonomy places the organism in Eukaryota, Metazoa, Chordata, Actinopteri, Cypriniformes, Cyprinidae.